Messenger RNA from Juglans microcarpa x Juglans regia, 1835 nucleotides. Its product is annotated as pentatricopeptide repeat-containing protein At4g21170. Gene Ontology annotation, molecular function: protein binding. The coding region runs from base 107 to 1822 and encodes 571 amino acids. The record is from RefSeq and is a predicted model, not a curated record. The transcript has a single exon. NCBI's taxonomy places the organism in Eukaryota, Viridiplantae, Streptophyta, Magnoliopsida, Fagales, Juglandaceae.
AUGAUAAUUCGUGGAAAAUCCCGACUUCCUUCGACCGAGAUCAGUUCCUAAACCUACGAUCUCCCGUUGAACCAGAACUGAUCCGUUUUGCUUUCUGAGAACCCAAAUGCUUCCCAAAGCUCGUCAUCUCCUCAAACCAUUCUCAACCUCAACAACAGCUUCUCUCACUUGGAGAACCCAAAUCAAACAAGACCAGCUCGCCUCCCAAAUCUCAUCCCUUCUCUUACAGAGGCGCAAUUGGGUCCCGCUCCUUCAAAACCUCAAUCUCUCCUCCAAACUAACCUCGUCUCUCUUCCUCCAAAUUAUCCAAAAAACCCAAACCAGCCCUGAAAUCUCUCUCAACUUCUUCAAUUGGGCCAAAACAAAUCUUGGGUUUCAACCAGACCUCCCGUCUCACUGCCAAAUCAUCCAGCUUUCACUCGCGUCGGGUCUUGUUCAACCCGUGAAGCCCCUCUUGGGUUCUCUGAUUCAGUGUCACCCCGUACCAGUGCUUUUACAGUGCCUGCUUCGAGUUUGUAGAGGUAGAGAUUCUCAGUCUAAUUUAUUAAGCCUAGUUCUUGAAUGUUAUUCGCAGAAGGGUUUGUUCAUGGAGGGGUUAGAGGUGCUCGAGAAAAUGAGAGGUCGUGGGUGUACCCCUUCGGUUCGUGCCUGUAGUGCUCUGCUUGAUUCUUUGUUGCGAGAAAAUGAGACUAAACUGGCUUGGUGUUGCUAUGGUGCCGUAAUUCGUUGUGGGGUGUCGCCGGACCGGUCUAUGUGGUCGUUGGUUGCUCAGAUUUUGUAUAAAAAUGGGAAAUUUGAGAGAAUUGUUAGAUUGUUAGAUGUAGGUCUCUAUACUUCUGUGAUUUGUAAUCUUGUUGUUGAUUUUUAUGGCAAAAGUGGGGAUUUUGGAGCCGCUUUUGAUAUCUUGAAUCAGAUGUGCGAUAGGAAAAUUGACCCGGGUUUUAGUACUUAUAGUUCGGUUCUCGAUGGGGCAUGUAAAUACGAAAAUGCUGUAGUAAUUGAGAACAUAAUGUGCAUUAUGGUGGAGAAGAAGCUGCUACCAAAGAUUCUUUCAUCCGAGUAUGAUUUAGUAGUUCAGAAGCUUUGUGACUUGGGCAAGACGUAUGCGGCGGAGAUGUUCUUUUGGAGAGCUCGUGAUGAGAACAGCGGGUUACAGGAUGCUACUUAUGGGUGUAUGUUAAGAGCAUUGUCGAAGGAAGGCAGAUUAGAGGAAGCGAUUCCAAUAUAUCGUUUAAUCUCUGAGAGGGGUCUUACAGUGAAUGAUAGUAGUUAUAACGCAUUUGUAAAUGUUCUUUGUAAGGAAAAUCAGUCCGAGGAAGCUUGUGAAUUGUUAAGGGAUGUUGUCAGAAGAGGAAGUACUCCGUGUGCAUCAGAAUUGUCUAGAUUUAUAGCAUCACAGUGUAAUAGAGGGAGAUGGAGAGAAGCAGAGGAAUUGUUGAAUUUGACUCUAGAGAAAGGGUUAUUGCCAGAUUCUCUAUGUUGUUGCUUGUUGAUGGGGCAUUACUGCUCCAGCAGACGGAUUGAUUCAGCUAUGGCAUUGCAUGACAAGAUGGAAAGAUGGAAUAAUGGUUUGGAUGCAGCAACUUAUAAUGUACUGCUCAAAGCGCUCUUUUCGGGAAAGAGGAUUGAAGCAGCAGUCAGGGUAUUUGAUUACAUGAGAAGAAUGAAUUUGGCGAGCAGUGCAAGUUUUACGAUUAUGAUUAGUGGACUUUGUCGUGCAAAGGAACUUAGAAAAGCGAUGAAAAUUCAUGAUGAAAUGUUGAACAUGGGGCUUAAACCUGAUCGAGCAGCAUACAAGCGAUUGAUACGUGGUUUUAAAUAACCAAUUAUUUUGG